Messenger RNA from Cercopithifilaria johnstoni, 1497 nucleotides. The record is from the annotation of a GenBank genome assembly. NCBI's taxonomy places the organism in Eukaryota, Metazoa, Nematoda, Chromadorea, Rhabditida, Onchocercidae.
AUGACACCGGCCGAGUUAUUGUUAAGCUUGAUAAGAGGCCCAAAGGUGUAUGCAUAUAUUCGUCGUCAUGAUACAAUUUUUCCGAGUAAUUCAUUGGAAUAUGUAAGUGAAACGAUGCUAACAGUUAUGAAUGGGUGUCGUGCAGUGUGCACAGUGGUUUCACCAUUUCUUUUUCUGAUCGCUUAUAAUCGUUCGUUGUUAAGUGGGACAAAUUUUAUGAUGUUGGCAAAAUUGACAAUGUCAUAUUAUAUAAUAGCUAUUGGUAUGAGAACUGCUGGCAGAAUAUUCAAUCCAGAAUAUCGCCGAUUUGCUGAUACAUUAUUUGAAGCUCACUUACAUGAUCGAAAUGCGAAAGAACUAUUGCUAAAAUAUGAUUAUGAGUUAUUUGCGGCACCAAUUGAUUUUCAAGCUCGUAGAGAGCCAAGAAAAUAUUUCGAAACGCCAAGGAGAUUUACAACUGCUGGAAAUAUGUUAUACACUACGUUGCGGAAUUGUCUAUCUUACAAUAUUGCUUACAGUUUUGCACGUGUGCUUGUUUAUCCUGGUUCAGCAGCAUUAUUGAAUAAACUGAUUCAAUCAUUUCUAGUCGAGAAUCGACGGAAACUUGUGGUGGAAAAGGGUGCUAUGCGUGGAGUUUUAAUGACAAGAGAAGGUAAUAAAGUGGAUACCAUGUUUGUUGAUCGUCGAGAACAAGGAGGAAAUGGCGAUAUUCUUGUUAUAACCUGUGAGGGAAAUGCUGGAUUUUACGAAACUGGCAUUAUGCCAACGCCACUUACGUUGAACUAUUCGGUGCUUGGAUGGAAUCAACCUGGAUUUGGUGAAAGUAGUGGUAUGCCAACACCAAAACAAACGGCUGCAUCAAUUGAUGCCGUUAUUCAAUAUGCAAUACAUAAAUUAGGUUUUGCGGAAGAUCAAAUUGUCAUUUAUGCGUGGUCAAUUGGUGGGUUUCCGGCAACAUGGGCUGCUGCUAAUUAUCCAAAUAUCAAAGCUUUGAUACUAGAUGCAACGUUUGAUGAUCUUUUGCCUCUUGCUGAGGCUAAAAUGCCGAGAUCAUGGGGUCCACUAGUUGAAUUCAUUGUUCGCACGUACUUCGAUAUGCCGAUCGCUUUGCAGCUGGCAUCAUAUCCUGGACCUGUAACUUUAAUCAGGCGCACCCAGGAUGAAAUGAUCAUAACAGCAGAGGGCACAGACGAAGAACGUCUUGCUACAAAUCGCGCCAACAAUCUAUUGAAAUCACUUCUUCGCUCACGAUAUCCUGAUCUAAUAAAUGAUGAUGCAGAACUAGCAGUGGACAUUUGGUUAGCAGCAGGUCCGUUCGAACGCAUAUCGAUGGCUAAGGAUUGCCCAACCAUAUUAACAGUGGAUAACGUCGAAAAUUUAACCCAACAAAACCGUAACACCUUAAUAUAUUGUUUGUGCUCAAAGUAUCUGACAGAUUUUGAUUCCAGUCACAACACUCCACUUGACGUAUCUUUAUUCACUAUGCCGUCAAAAUAG